AUGGGUCAAAUAGCCUUUCUUCCUUUACUCUCUCUAUUCUCUCGUCUGCCUCAAGUCUUUUUCCCUUGCCCCUUGGCAUUCCCCGACUUUUCCUUUCCUUUUCACAUUUUACACAUUUCACGUUAUAUACUUAUUUUCUUCGCACUUUACCUUUGUUUGUUUCUUUCUUUUUUUCUCUUCUACCUUUUCUUUCUUUUUCUUUCUUCUUCUCUACAUUUGUUUUUCUUUUUUCUUACUUUCUUCCGCUCUAUCUUUCCUUUUUCUUUCUUUCUUUCUUUCUUUCUUUCUUUCUUUCUUCUCUUCUACUUUUUCUUUCUUUCUUUCUUCUCUUCUACUUUUUCUUUCUUUCUUUCUUCUCUUCUACUUUUUCUUUCUUUCUUUCUUUCUUUCUUUCUUCUCUUCUACCUUUUUCUUUCUUUCUUCUCUUCUUUUUCUUUCUUUCUUUAUUUCUUCUCUUCUACUUUUUCUUUCUUUCUUUCUUUCUUUCUUCUCUUCUACUUUUUCUUUCUUUCUUUUCCUCUACCUUUCUUUUUCUAUCUCUUGCUCUACCUUUUCUUUUCUUUUUUUCUUUCUUUUCCUCUACUUUUCCUUUUUAUUCUUUCUUUAUUUCUUUUCCUCUACUUUUCCUUUUCUUUCUUUCUUUCUUUUCCUCUACUUUUCCUUUUCGUUCUUUCUACUUUUCUUUUUCGCUCUUUCUUUCUUUUCCUCUACUUUUCCUUUUCUUUCUUUCUUUCUUUUCCUCUACUUUUCCUUUUUGUUCUUUCUUUCUUUCUUUUCCUCUACUUUUCCUUUUCUUUCUUUCUUUCUUUUCCUCUACUUUUCCUUUUCAUUCUUUCUUUCUACUUUUCCUUUUCGCUCUUUCUUUCUUUUCCUCUACUUUUCCUUUUUGUUCUUUCUUUCUUUCUUUUCCUCUACUUUUCCUUUUCGCUCUUUCUUUCUUUCUUUUCCUCUACUUUUCCUUUUUGUUCUUUCUUUCUUUCUUUCUUUUCCUCUACUUUUCCUUUUCGUUCUUCCUUUUCCUCUACUUUUCCUUUUCGUUCUUUCUUUUCCUCUACUUUUCCUUUUCGUUCUUUCUUUUCCUCUACUUUUCCUUUUCGUUCUUUCUUUUCCUCUACUUUUCCUUUUCGUUCUUUCUUUCUUUCUACUUUUCCUUUUCGCUCUUUCUUUCUUUCUUUUCCUCUACUUUUCCUUUUCACUAUUUCUUUCUUUCUUUUCCUCUACUCUUCCAUUUCUUUCUUUCUUUCUUCUUCUCUCCUCUGUCUUUUCUUUCUUUCUUUCUCAUCUUUCUUUUUAUUUCUUUCCUUCUUUUCCUCUACCUUUCCUUUUCUUUCUUCUUCUCUCCUCUGUCUUUUCUUUCUUUCUUUCUUCUCUAUUUUCCUUUUUUCUUCUCCUUUAUCUUUCUUUCUUUCUUUUUUCAACUCUUCCUUUCUUUCUUCCCUCUCUUCCUUUCUUUCUUCCCUCCUUCUCUUUCUUCAUCGCCUUCUUUUCCUUUCCACUUGA
This is a messenger RNA of Acanthosepion pharaonis, 1500 nucleotides long. NCBI's taxonomy places the organism in Eukaryota, Metazoa, Mollusca, Cephalopoda, Sepiida, Sepiidae. The record is from the annotation of a GenBank genome assembly.